Molecule: messenger RNA, 1050 nt
Organism: Sciurus carolinensis (gray squirrel)
Lineage: Eukaryota; Metazoa; Chordata; Mammalia; Rodentia; Sciuridae
Gene: Gpr31
Product: G protein-coupled receptor 31
Biological process (GO): G protein-coupled receptor signaling pathway
Cellular component (GO): membrane
Molecular function (GO): G protein-coupled receptor activity
Source: RefSeq, a predicted model, not a curated record
AUGACGUGUGGCCUGGGUCAUGGCGGGCCCCAGCUGAUCAACCUCCAGUGCGCAGUGGAGACGGCAGUGGCCGUGCUGCUGGCCCUGGAGUGUGUGCUGGGCCCUGGCAACGCUGCUGCCCUGUGGACGUUCUUCCGCCUCAAGGUGUGGAAGCCUUACGCCGUGUACCUGUUCAACCAGGUGGGGACAGACCUGCUGCCGGCCGUCUGCCUGCCCUCCCACGCGGCCUCCCACCUGAAACACAGGGCCCGGGGCCUCUGCCCCACGGCCUGUCAGGCUCUGCUCUUCCUGCUGCUCUUCAGCCAUGGAGUGGUGGCCUUCCUGGCUGGGCUGGCCUUCCUGGCUGCAGGAGCCUUGGACCGAUGCCUGCGUGUGCUGCCUCAGCUCAAGGUCAACCUUCUGUCCCCUAGGGCAGGGGGCAUGUCCAGCCUCGUGUGGCUUCUGCUGGCUCCCACCCACCAAAGCGUGCCGGUCUCCAGGGCUCCCCAGAACGCCGCCGAGCGCCCCAGCUUCUGCUCGGUGGGGGGCCGCGGCGCCCGGCAGGAGGUGCUCUUCUUCCUUCAGCUCCUCCUUCCCUUCGGCCUCAUCUUGUUUGAACACCAGCACAUCAGGACCCUGCAGAGAAGGAUCCGCACGCCAGACAAGCAGCCCAGGCUUCGCCGGGCCAAGGUGCUGGCCACUGCUCUGCUGCUGCUCUUGGGACUGUGCUUUCUGUCCAGUGUCCUGGCCAGGGUGCUCAUGCACAUCUUCCGAGGGUCACAAAGUGAUGUCCUGCAAGCCAUGGCGCACGUGGCCGAGGUCGCUGCAGCCUCACCCACCCACAGCGUGCUGAACCCUGCUGUCCACUGCUUCUCCAACCCGGCCUUCACCCGCUCCUACCAGAGGGUGUUCAACAGCCUCAGAGGCAGGAGGCAGGGAGCAGAGCCUCCCAGCUCCGACCUCAAGGACCCCGGAUCCCUCCAUCCGGGUUAUAUGCAAACCGCGUGGCACCUGUGGCCCAAAGAAUCUGGAGCUGGGGUCCGUUUCAAGCGUUUGGUUUCCAGGGAAUAG